This is a messenger RNA of Geodia barretti, 1092 nucleotides long. Lineage: Eukaryota; Metazoa; Porifera; Demospongiae; Tetractinellida; Geodiidae. The record is from the annotation of a GenBank genome assembly.
AUGGUCUGGGGGCGCGGCUCGGUGGUUCGCGACGUCAAUGGCAAGGAGUACCUGGACUUCAACUCAGGCCAAAUGUGCGCGGCCUUGGGACACAACAACCCACGCAUCGUUCAGGCGCUUCACGAGAGCGGCGAAACGCUCAUUCACAGCCACAUGAGCAUGUUCAACGACCAGGAGAUCAUUCUUGCGGCGCGGCUAGCCGAGAUUGCUCCGGAGGGUAUGAACCGCUCAAUGUUCCUAACGUCGGGCAGCGAUUCCAACGAGGCCGCCAUGGCCAUCGCCAAGCGCUACACUGGUGGCUACGAGAUUGCCAGCCCGGCAGUCAGCUUCCACGGAAUGAACGACUCCACACGGGCCGUGACUUUCUCAGGGUGGCACGAGGGAUACGGUCCCUACGCGCCGGGCAAUUACCCGAUAAUCGCCCCAUAUCGCUACCGGUGCCGCUUCUGCCAGGACCGCCCUGCCUGCGAUUACUCGUGCCUUGACACCAGCUUCGAGCUCCUGGAUGCCCAGGCAGACGGGCCGCUUGCGGCAGUGAUCACGGAGCCGCUGUUCAGCGCUGGCGGUGUCAUAGACCUGCCGGCCGGCUGGCUGGCGGAGUUAAAGCGCCGGUGCGAAGCCAGAGGGGCAUUGCUGAUCGUGGACGAGGCCCAGACCGGUCUCGCCAAGUUGGGAACGAUGUGGGCCUUCGAGCACGAAGGGGUGGUUCCGGACAUCUUUACCAUCUCCAAGCACUUCGGCGGUGGGGUGGCUAUCAGCCUCGCGGCCAUCACCACCGACGAGAUUGAGGAGAAAGCCUCCGAAACGGGCUUGGUGGUCGGCCACUCCCAUUCGAACGACCCAUUGCCCUGCCAUGCGGCAAUCGCAAGCAUCGACAUCAUCCUCGAGGAGAUGCUGACCGACGUAGCCCAGCGCAUAGGGGCCUACUGGCGGGAGCACCUUGAGAGGCUGGCAUCGCGCCACGAGAUCAUCGGCGACAUUAGGGGACGGGGACUGUUGCAGGGAAUCGAACUAGUUUCAGACCGAGUUACCCGAGAGCCGGCCUAUGCACGGGGUCGGGAGAUAGGACGUCAUUGCUGGAGAACGGGUUGA